AAGACACUCCCUGUUCCUUAUUUUAUGAUUAAAUUCAUUUUUACUGGUAAAAUAUGUCUAUAAUUGAGUGAUUUUUGAUAACGGUGUAUCAUGAUCAACUACCGUUAGUAUUUGACGCAUCGUGUUGCAUUUACAAUAAACAUGUCUACAAUGUCGAGGUCAGUUCAUAUUAGCCAGCAGAAGCUGGCAGAGAAGCUCAUCAUCCUCAACGACCGUGGAAUUGGUAUGCUUACACGGAUCUACAACAUCAAGAAAGCAUGUGGUGAUGCUAAAUCCAAACCUGCAUUCCUGUCUGACAAAACUCUUGAAUCAUCAAUCAAACACAUUGUUCGAAGAUUCCCAAACAUUGAUGUGAAGGGCCUUCAAGCCAUUUCCCACAUAAGAAAUGACAUAAUCAAGUCUCUCUCAUUGUACUACUACACUUUUGUAGAUCUUUUAGAUUUCAAAGAUAAUGUUAGUGACUUGCUCAACACCAUGGCGGCAUGUCAAGUCACACUUGACUUGACUCUCAACUUUGAGCUGACUAAGAAUUACCUCGACUUGGUCACUACUUACGUAUCCCUUAUGAUCUUGCUAUCUCGCGUUGAAGACCGCAAAGCAGUUUUGGGUCUUUUCAAUGCCGCACAUGAAAUGGUUCACAACCAAAUAGAUGCCAGUUUCCCGCGUUUGGGUCAACUGAUUGUUGAUUAUGACGCUCCACUAAAAAAAUUGUCGGAGGAAUUUGCUCCCCAUCAAAAAAUAUUGGCCAGUGCCUUAAAUUCCUUGUGGCAUGUGUAUCCAGCCAGAAACAUGACUGCAGAACACUGGAGAUCAGAGCAGAAGUUGAGUUUAGUUAGUAAUCCGGCGCAGCUCCUUAAACCAUCGGAAACGAAUACGAUGUCUUGUGAAUAUGUAUCAUUGGAAUCCUUGGAGAGAUGGGUCAUAUUUGGUUUUGCGCUCUGUCAUCAAAUGCUAUCGCAAGAUCAUGCCAAUAAGAUGUGGGUAAGUGCCUUGGAGUCUGGUUGGGUUCUGGCAUUAUUCCGUGACGAGGUAAUCUACAUUCACACGUACAUUCAAAGUUUUUUUGAUGGAAUAAAAAGCUACGGGAAAAGAGUAUCUGAAGUGAAAGAUUGCUAUCACCACGCAGUACAAAAGGCAGGCUAUAAACACAGAGAAAGACGAAAGUUUUUACGAACAGCCCUAAAGGAGCUCGGUCUCAUCUUGACUGACCAGCCAGGUCUGUUGGGUCCAAAAGCCCUGUUAAUAUUUAUCGGUCUAUGCUAUGCUCGGGACGAAGUGUUCUGGCUGUUGCGCCACAAUGACAAUCCACCGCAGAAAGUGAAAGGCAAGGCUGCUGAAGACUUGGUAGACCGCCAGCUCCCAGAACUGCUGUUCCACAUGGAAGAGCUGAGAGCGUUGGUUCGAAAAUACAGUCAAGUUAUGCAGAGAUACUAUGUCCAGUACCUGUCUGGGUUUGAUGCUGUGGCCUUGAAUCUGAUGAUACAAAAUCUUCAAGUCUGCCCAGAGGACGAAAGUAUAAUAUUGUCAUCCUUAUGCAAUACUGCUGCCAACAUGAAUGUAAAGCAGGUCGAGGAUAACGAACUCUUUGAUUUCCGAGCUUUCCGAUUGGACUGGUUCAGAUUGCAGGCCUACACUUCUGUUGCUAAGACUCCUUUGAAUCUAGUAGAUCACAGAGAACUGGCGCAAUUCAUAGACAAAAUGGUCUUCCAUACUAAAAUGGUUGAUAAUCUCGAUGAAAUAAUGGUCGAAACUUCUGACUUGUCCUUGUUCUGUUUUUACAGCAAGAUAUUUGAGAGCCAAUUCCACAUGUGCCUCGAGUUCCCAGCGCAAAACAGGUAUAUCAUUGCGUUCCCCCUGAUUUGUAGUCACUUCCAGAACUGCACGCAUGAGUUAUGCCCUGAAGAAAGACAUCAUAUUCGAGAACGGAGUUUGUCGGUGGUAAACAUAUACUUGGAUGAGAUGGCAAAAGAGGCAAAAAAUAUUAUCACAACGAUCUGUGACGAGCAAUGCACAAUGAGCGACAAGUUGCUUCCGAAACAUUGCGCACAAACAAUUGCCCAUUUGGCCAACAGAAAAAAGAAAGAUAAAAAUAAGAAAAACACGAUUGAAAUUGUUAAGCCUGGAGCAGAGAGCUACAGAAAGACCAGAGAGGAAUUGACCACCAUGGACAAGUUGCAUAUGGCACUUACAGAACUUUGCUUUGCAAUUAACUACUGUACUACUGUUAACGUUUGGGAAUACACAUUCGCUCCCCGCGAAUACCUUCACCAGCAUUUAGAAAACAGAUUCUCGAAGGCGUUGGUUGGAAUGGUAAUGUUCAACCAAGACACCAGUGAAAUUGCGAAGCCGUCAGAGCUACUGGUUAGCGUCAAGGCAUACAUGAAUGUAUUGCAAAGCGUCGAGAACUACGUACACAUCGAUAUUACAAGAGUGUUCAACAACUGCCUCCUGCAACAGACGCAAAAUAUGGAUAGCCACGGGGAAAAGACGAUUGCGUCGUUAUAUACGCAAUGGUAUUCUGAAAUCUUAUUAAGAAGAGUAAGUGCCGGAAGCAUCUGUUUUUCGAUGAACCAGAAGGCGUUUGUGAGCCUCACUGCAGAAGGGGCGAUUCCAUUCAACGCUGAGGAAUAUUCUGAUAUCAACGAAUUGCGAGCUCUCGCCGAACUAAUCGGGCCGUACGGCAUGAAGUUACUGAGCGAAACCUUGAUGUGGCAUAUAUCGAGCCAGGUCCAGGAGCUGAAGAAACUUGUAGUCCAGAACAAAGAAGUGCUUCAAAUGCUCAGAACGAACUUUGACAAACCGGAAAUAAUGAGAGAACAGUUCAGAAGGCUGCAACACGUGGACAAUGUUUUGCAAAGGAUUACAAUAAUUGGCGUAAUUUUGAGCUUCCGGCAGGUGGCGCAAGAGUCGUUGCUUGAUGUAUUGGAGCGACGGAUUCCCUUCCUGAUAAGUUCUAUUAAGGACUUCCAGCAGCAGCUGCCCAGCGGCGACCCCAUGCGGGUGAUAUCGGAGAUGUGUUCCGCCGCAGGGUUGCCCUGCAAAGUGGACCCUACUCUCGCGUCUGCGCUGCGGCAAAACAAAUCUGAGCUGGAGGAAGAAGAACACCUGGUGGUGUGUCUGUUGAUGGUGUUCGUGGCCGUGUCGCUUCCGAGACUCGCGCGCAGUGAGGGCUCCUUCUACAGACCAUCUCUCGAAGGCCACGCGAACAACAUUCACUGCAUGGCACCCGCGAUCAAUCACAUAUUUGGAGCAUUGUUUACCAUAUGUGGUCAAGGCGAUAUUGAGGAUCGUAUGAAGGAAUUUCUAGCUCUCGCAUCUUCGUCCUUAUUACGUCUGGGACAGGAAACGGAUAAAGAACUUAUCAAAAACCGUGAAUCUGUUUACUUGUUGCUCGAUCUCAUAGUUCAGGAGUCACCGUUCCUUACUAUGGAUUUGUUGGAGUCUUGCUUCCCGUAUGUAUUGAUACGUAAUGCUUAUCAUGAAGUUUACAAGCAAGAACAAAUGCUUUUGCAUUCGUAAAAAUAUUUUUAAGGCAAUAACAAGAAAGACAAUUGUAAAUUGAGCAUUCAAUUUUAUAAAAUGCGUCAAUUUUUUAUACUUUAUUGUUGUAGAUACGUUUUAACAAUAUAAUUAAUAUAAUUUAUGAAGUCCCGCCUUUAAUGCACUUCGAAACUUUUGAGCUUUUCUAGUUUCUUCAUUUUUGGCUUUAUAAGGCUAUGCAUUUAUUUAAUUUGGUAGAGAUUUUGCAUUUGAUUGUGUCAUACGAUAGACUCGUGUUGAAUGUUUGAUAGUAAAUUGGUUAUGAAACUGAAUUCUAAUGAAAUACUUUGUUAAUGUAACGUCACAAUUAAAUGAUAUGUCAGUUAUGACUUUCGAUGAUAAACGUUAGGCAUUUAACCUAAUUGCAUAUUCCACAACAUCUACAUUCUGUUAUAAAGACUGGUCAGAAUAUUCCUGUCGUGUUUGUAAUAAAAUAAUGAUUAAGAAAUACGUUAUUAAUUAAGCUGUUAGAUAUAAACUAAGAGAUUCAAUUUAUUAUGUUAUUUUCUAUACUUAUUUAAGUUAAUUAACUGCCCGCCUUGGUCGUCGUACGAAAAGUAUGAACGAAUGUCAUAGUAAUUAUAAUUGGAUGAAUAUAGAUUCGAGAUGGCCUCUGCCAUGGAAUUGAAUAUUUUUACUGAUGAAAAUGUUAGCGACACAUUUUUAAAUGCUUUUGUACCUUUGUAGGCUGACUUAUUAUUUGGACGCGUUUACGCUAGGUCAGGGUUGGCACACUUUUGAGGUGAAGUGUUAACAACAGUAGAAAUCAAUAGAUUUAAGAUGAUCAGAGUAGCCAAUGUGUGUUUCAGAUGCCUAAGAUGUUCAACAACUGAACUAGUGUAAAUGUGCCCUUACUCUUUUGCACGGCUAAUGAGAAAGAGUCUUUUAGUGCUGAUCUACUAAAUACGUAGCGACUGAUAGUACAAUCUUAACAAAACUGAUAGACCCAAUUAUGUCAUGACCAUGACUUGAAUACUGUAUUAUUAAUGUUAUUUAAAUACUGUAUUUAUUCGAGCGCUUGCCUCGGUUCUGUAUAAGUGAAAUUAUGUUUGGGCUGCGUCCUAGAAACCGCAAUGUACGUUAGGUUUAGUGUAAAUCCAUACAUUCUAUACAGUUUUAUACCCAGCGUGUAAAUACACUUACAUAUAUUAAAAACAAAUAUGAAAUAAUA
Molecule: messenger RNA, 4711 nt
Organism: Leguminivora glycinivorella
Lineage: Eukaryota; Metazoa; Arthropoda; Insecta; Lepidoptera; Tortricidae
Gene: Hem
Product: membrane-associated protein Hem
Exons: 2
Coding region: 142-3519 (1125 amino acids)
Biological process (GO): cell projection assembly; cell morphogenesis; cell migration
Cellular component (GO): SCAR complex
Source: RefSeq, a predicted model, not a curated record